AAGGUCAGUAGCUCUUGUCGCAUGGGCUAGCGUAAUGGGUUACAUAGCCUUAUUGCCUGUUAGGUUUGUUGGCGAAAUACAUUUCUACGUAACCCGUUUUAUUUCGCCUCUCAAAAGUGUUGCAGCUUAAACAGCGGUAUAUGUGUGUUUAAUUUAAUUGGUACAACAAGCUGCACAAUGGCUUCUGCUGACCUACUUACUAAAUUUACUGAAGUUAAAAAUGACUUUGAGAGUUACCUUGACAAAUUUGUUGAUCUACUGCAUCGAAAUCAUCCCAAAAGUCUUACGUUAGCGAAAAAGCAUUUCCAAAAUGUAACAUCAUAUAAUUUAUCUAGUGGAAAACGAAUUCGAGGUACACUAGUUGUACUCUCCUUUAUGGUGUUCAGUAAAGAAAGGAAUAACUGCGAGAAAAAAUUAUCGUUUGCUUACUUUAUGGGUUGGUGUAUUGAAUUGUUGCAUGCAGGAUUCCUUAUUUUGGACGACAUAAUUGACAAUUCUACGCUGAGACGUGGUCAACCAUGCUGGUAUUGUACACAGUUAGACUUAGAUCGUGGACUAAUUGGAAUCAAUGACGGUUUACAUUUGAUUUUAUCAUCCAAAUACUUGAUCCAUUCAAUAUUUACUCAAAAUCACGAUGCUAGUAACUCAUCACUUUGGAAGGAUAAGAACAACGUAUAUCUCAAGUUAUGCAAAUUAUUUGAUGAAGUUAGCUAUAAUACUUGUUCUGGUCAGUGUUUAGAUAUACUGUCAUCGAAUCCUAAAAAUCAAUGUAUGUGUGAUGAAAAGCAUGACAGGGAAGAAUUUGAUCAUUUUUUACGGAAUUAUUCAGUGGAUGUUUUUGAGGCUAUAACACACUGGAAAACUGGUUUUUAUACCUUUUAUCUACCAGUUGCUUGUGGGAUGAUUUUGGCUGAGGUUGAUGCAGAUAAUAUCUUAGAAGAUGUUCAACAUAUCCUUCUCCAAAUGGGCAAAUACUUCCAGGCUCAAGAUGACUUUUUAGAUUGCUUCGGUGAUAGUAAAAUCACAGGGAAAAUGGGAACUGAUAUAGCAGAAGGUAAAUGUUCUUGGCUCAUUGUGGAAGCAUUGAAAUAUCUUUCAAACGAUCAAUGUAAAAUACUUCAGGUAUACAUUACUGAUUAUUCGAGUAUCUAGUCUGCGGAAUUAGUGAUCAACCGCAGUAGUGUUUAUUUCGUAUUUUUCACUACAUAUUCUUCGUUUGUAAUGGUUUAUCGUUAUGCUGAUAUAACACUAGAUCAUGUUCUGUGUGAAAAAUGGAUUAAAAUAGCCUUGAUGACUUUCAUUGUGGUCAAUAAAUAAUUAGAAUUCAGAAAAUAAGUGAACCUCAGUCAAAAAUAAUGUGCAGUUUCUUACAAAUUGCUACUGAAAAUUUCACUUUUCUAUAAAAUUCGCAUUCAUACUUCAUUUGACUAUCUUACUCGCACUUUCCUAAGCCUUUUGCUAAUUAAUAAUCUCCAGUCUUUCCGUAUUAUUCUUAUUUGUAUAAAGUGAUCACUGAUACAGCUGGGUGGUAGUCCUAACAUUUAACCCAGUUUCCUAGGGAGAAUUUCAAUAUUUAUAAAUUUAUACCAACUCUUGAUUUUCUAUCUGGAAACUUUGUACAUAUGUAUAUGAAAAGAACUUACUAUUAAUGUAUUGUCACCUACUACCUUCAGCCUUUGUUUAUGACGUUUGUAUAUUUCUAAUUCUAGGAGAAUUAUGGUAAGCCUGAUCCUGAGUCACAAAAAAUUGUUCGUAAUUUGUACAGUGCAAUCAAGUUGCCAGAAAAAUUCCGUUUGUAUGAAGAAAACGCUAAAGCUGAGAUUAUGACAAGUAUUCAAGAAUUUGUUUAUCCAGAUAACUCUUCUUAUGACCCCCGUGAAUUAUUUAUUUUUAUUGUAGACUUACUUUUCCAACGUGCUUCUUAACGUAAAAUGCUGCAAAUUUAAUGAGUACUCUUUUUCAUCUUUCCUCUACUCUUUCUUCGUCUAUCCACUUCUGUUAAUCUGGUAAAACCUCUUUUCUUACUGAUGAUUGGGAUUUUCAAAUGUAAACAGGUUAUAUACUAAAGUAUUUUGGACUGUAUUUUGAAGUUUGUUGUAUAUUAAGUAUAUUUGAAAAUGCUCCAUGAAUUUUACAAACAACGUUCCC
Messenger RNA from Heterobilharzia americana, 2148 nucleotides. The record is from the annotation of a GenBank genome assembly. NCBI's taxonomy places the organism in Eukaryota, Metazoa, Platyhelminthes, Trematoda, Strigeidida, Schistosomatidae.